UCAUCACUUAUAAAAUGCAUGAUUUUUCGUGAAAAAUCAUCGCUUAUUAAGUCAUGAUUUUUCGGCAAUGCUCGAUGACAAUUUCAUCGAUUAUGCCCUAGGACAUCUCCAUGUUAAUGUCAUCAGCUCAGCGUAUGGCCGGUCAUCGACUAUGUCAUCGGGGGUAGUGACGCGUUCAUCGACGUGUCAGCAGCUGAGUCAUUAAUGACCCGUACUGCAGGGACUUUACUCGCUCACUCAUACAUACACAUAUGUAUGUAUGUAUCCUACCAAUCCAAUACCAAUACCUUCCCAAAAAGAGUGAGGCCUCGUAGGCAUGAGUGCGCCUGCUGGUAGAUCUUGCGUAUCUGCGGUCCGUCGUAACACUUGGAGCCCGUCAGCUAUUUGUGAGUGGAGGAACUUGUCGGGAUCAAGGUCUUUCGAAGCUGAAAUGCCGUGCUUUGACUUUGCACGAUUUUAUAUUUAUAUUUUAACAUACUAUAUUUUGAAAAUAUAUACAUAUCUCUCUGCAUAAAUUGUUGGUGGUCCUGAAAAGGAGCGAUUUGUAAGGAUAGGAUAAGUGCCUAUCCGGGGUUGACUCCAUCCGGAUUGGGAGUAUCUAUCUCGGAGACUCCCACGACUAUUGCCAUAAAUUGGCAUUCGGCAGAUGCUCCAUGAUUUUGGCCUCCAUAGCUUGAAUGGCAAUGCCGGAUAGCUCCAGGUCCGUGCUAUUGAGUCGGUUCAAUGUGGUGAGAGGUGUCGCCGGGUAGGAACACACUCGCCAACGAGUAAAUCUAUCUGUCCCACCUCCCUGAGAUGCAGGGAUGCAAUGUACUGAAAGUUGUAGACAGGGCCCAGCACUUUGUCCAUCCGCAGAUGUACGACGUCCCGCUGUCCGAGGAGCAACUUCAGAACGCGAUAGAACACGUACCGCGGGAGAGUCGCUCUGCAGAAUUGAAUUCCGGCGAAGUGAACAUGCUGUAUAACCUUCAAUUGUUUACGAGUCCGGACGAGUUUCAUAUGGAUUGGGGUUGGCACAGAAAAUGGAAUGUUCUGGUUAUCGCGGCCUUUAAUAUGGAUGGGAGUAAUUUCCAUUACCUCCAUAUGAAAUUGAGCAUGGUCAGGGAUAAGGUGAUGGGAAACAUCGAAAUAAACGAAGCAUUAAUGACGGUGCUGAACGUCAUACACCGACGUGGGUACUCCAACCGUCUUUUUUCUAGGUACAGAAGGCUCAAGUGUUGAGGAUUUACUGCAAAUAAUUAUUUGCAGUUUUGCUCUAUAUAUGCAUACAUGUAUAUUCUUUGCUAUGAAAGAACAGUUAGCACAACAUUUAU
This is a messenger RNA of Drosophila miranda, 1313 nucleotides long. RefSeq lists its product as uncharacterized. The transcript is spliced from 2 exons. The record is from RefSeq and is a predicted model, not a curated record. The coding region runs from base 796 to 1221 and encodes 141 amino acids. NCBI's taxonomy places the organism in Eukaryota, Metazoa, Arthropoda, Insecta, Diptera, Drosophilidae.